This is a messenger RNA of Leptopilina boulardi, 1193 nucleotides long. RefSeq lists its product as uncharacterized. The transcript is spliced from 4 exons. The record is from RefSeq and is a predicted model, not a curated record. Bases 151 to 912 code for a protein of 253 amino acids. Lineage: Eukaryota; Metazoa; Arthropoda; Insecta; Hymenoptera; Figitidae.
UUUCUAAAAUUUAGAAACUGUCUUCUUUCAGUGACACUUCUUAAAUUAUCACAAAAAUUCUAUUUUACUCCAUCUAAAAUUGAAUUUGGUUUACACAAUGAAAGAAGGAAUGAUGAAGGCGGCAAGAAAUUAGAGAGAGCAGAAAGCCAGAUGGAUAUGAAAAAUUCAAUAAUCAUGAAAAUGAAAAAGCAGCUACAGACGGCCAGUGAAGAAUAUGGAAAAUUAAAGAAUGUUUUACAACAGAAGGAAGAAGAAUAUUACGAGAUGAAGGAAAAACUAACAAAAACUGAAGAAGAAUUGCAUUACGUCAACGACUUAAAUAGAAAAUGGCAAGCGAAAUAUAUGAAUAAAUACGAUGAUAUACAUCGUUUGUUUGAAGAGUGGAAGCAGUCUUCCCAAAAAGAAGCCGACCACGAUGCAACUCCGGUUAGGUUCAUCAAAGAUGACGGAAAAACUAUGCAUAUUGGGCGUGGAAUCUACUUGGAUAAAACUUUCUACACAUUGGCUGCAACAGGAGUCACGGUGAAAAGCAAACGUAAAUUUGUACGUAACAUAAUGAUUAUUGUGUUUGGUUAUGACACUCUAGCUAAAAGUACAGUCACUGGGCGACCAAGUAAUCUGCAAGAAAAACCAAAGAAACCAGACGCACUUGAUCACCAAAAGUUAUUGGCUAUAAGAGAUAUUUACGCAUUCUUUUUAAAAGACACUUUCAAUCUAACAAACUCUGAGGCUGAAAUUGAAGCAAAUAAAUAUACUGACAUAAUGUCUAAAAAAAUUUCUUCCUUGAAAGACAUACAGAAUAAACCUGAAAAACCUGUGAGAAAAACACUAGGAAAAAAUAAACCAGAUCCUCUACAAAUUGACGGAAAUUUGGAACAGCAAAGCCUUAACGAUAAUAAUAAUAUUCUUUAAGACAGCCAUCAAGACAAUAUUCGAGAAAAUCAUCAAGCCGAUCCUCAAGACAAAGUUGAAGACGAUCUCGAAGACAAUCUUCAAAAAAAAUUGAAGCUAUUGUCCAAGCCAGUCCUCAAGCCGAUCUUCAAGACGAAGUUGAAGACGAUCUCCAAGACGAAAUUGAAGUCGAUCAUCAAGAAGAAAUUGAAGCCGAUCUUUAAGACGAAAUUGAAGACGGUCUUCAAAACGAAAUUAACGAAAAUUAAGUUUUUUUAUUAUUAAAUUAUACGAUUGUUAAG